AAAAAGGGACAGCGGCCGGCCAUUCUUUGCCGUGGUGAUACAAUCGUCUGUACUGUAGUGAAUUUUCCAAAGAUUUUUCAAUUUAUCUUUUAAAAAAUCCUCAACUAAGUGUUUGUGCCGAUUUAAAGUCUGAUUUUUCUAUUGUGUAAUGUGGUCUCGUCGUGGAAGAGAAAGUAGCUGGUUGCAUUUAGCGUUGGCAGUGUGUAGUCUGGGUAUAUUAGUUCUGACGGAAAUACCCCGUCCCCGGGGGGUUUCCAUCUCGCGAGCAAGUCUUUAUCAGGUGGAUAGCGGAGGUAAAUUUGUUUGCCUAGACGGUCGAAAGACGAUCCAAUGGGAGCAGGUCAAUGAUGAUUACUGCGACUGUGAGGACGGAAGUGAUGAACCGGGCACGGCAGCCUGCGCCAAUGGCGUAUUCCAUUGUACCAACGCAGGUUUCAAGCCACUCAAUUUGCCUAGCAGUCGUGUCAAUGAUGGCAUCUGUGACUGUUGUGAUGCUUCGGAUGAGUACGCCUCCGCGGUUAGUUGUAUCAACACCUGCAGCGAGCUAGGUAAAGAGGAUCGACUUCGGGAGAAACAACGAGCAGAGAUGGCCAAGAUGGGCAGUCAACUGAGGGCGGAGAUGAGCCAGCGUGGAAAAACUAUGAAGGAAGAACAGCGCGUCCGUUUUGCCGAGUUGGAACGAUCAAAGGCGGAAGCGGAAGCACUGAGUAAAGAAAAGACGGCCAUUAAAGAGGACGCGGAAGCAUUGGAAAAUGCUGCCCUGAAAGUAUAUCGUGAUCGAGAGGAAGAAGCUAAACGUGCUAAACAGGAAGCAGAAGCUUUAAGUAAUCGGGACGAAGCGGAAGAGGUGUUCCGUAAAUAUGAUUCCAACCAAAACCAGCUGCUGGAAAUCGUUGAGCUGCAAACACGAGUCGUGUUCGAUCGCGAUCGGGAUGGUUCCGUGACGGAAGAAGAAGCACGCUUCUUUUUGGACGAACACGAUCAGGUGGAUUUCGAAACGUUUGUAACGCUGUGUUGGCCCAAAAUCAAGCCAUUUUUGAUGCUCGACUCGGGUCUGUUCAAACCACCGAGUGAUGCAGAAGAGUUGGAAAAGGAAUCCGAACAUUACGAAGCGGAAGAAGCCGAACUGCAGAACGAGCCAGAGGAUGGCUAUGACUUAGAUGGAAGUGAACCGAGUCCGCCGUAUCAGGACGAAGAAGGUACCGAAAUUGAGCAGGAAGAAGAGGAUGAUGACGAGGGUAUGGACGAUCAGGAAGUUGGCGAGGGACAAGUCGAAACGGCUGAGGUACCAAAGCCGGAAUAUGACGCCGAGACGCAGGAAUUGAUUCGUCAGGCCAACAAUGCCAGAAAUCAACUCACCGAAGCAGAGCGCCACGUUCGCGAAAUUGACACGGAAAUGAAAAAAAUUGAAGAUUUGCUCAACAAAGACUACGGAAAAGAUGAAGAAUUCGCCCCGCUCAACGGGGAGUGUUUGAACUUUGAAGAUCGGGAGUACGUGUACAAGCUUUGUCCCUUUGACAAAGCUAUACAGCAGCCCAAGAAUGGUGGCGCAGAAACAAGAUUGGGUGUUUGGGAAAAGUGGGCCAACACAGAUUACACUGCCAUGAAAUAUAAUAACGGAGCAACUUGCUGGAACGGACCGGCGCGGUCCGCGUUUGUCCAUCUGGACUGUGGACUUGACAGCAGAAUCCUAUCCGUGACUGAACCAAACCGGUGCGAGUACGAGUAUCGCAUCCAAACACCAGCGGCUUGUACGUUCAAAGAAAGUAACAGCAAGGAUCAGCUUCACGAUGAGCUGUAAAAGACGACGGUCAUCGUUCAUCUUCAUUUCGAACACCUUCAUCAUAAGUUAAAAGCAGAUUGAGGAACAAAACAAUGGGACAAGUAUUAAAUAACAGGACGAUAUUUUAAUACCUACUUUGAAAAGAAACAGCAUCGUAUUGGCAAUGAAUUUUCGAAUAGCGUUGGUGGUUAGACUCAGGAAAACAGUUGAUCGAACGAACGAGUGUAGUUGUAUAUUAUUUUUUGUAAUAAAUUCGGAUGUGCACAUUCCUCUAUUUUAUAGGAUCGCCUAUUAGCGCCAAACGAAACCAACUGUUUUCGCAAGGGCGAUGCAGAAAGCGUUAAUUGAACCGUGUAGUUUACAAUAUGGCAUUGAUAAAUCUACUUUCUGAUGUUGUAAUAAAGUGUCAAUAAUGAUAAUAAAAAACAA
Molecule: messenger RNA, 2212 nt
Organism: Sabethes cyaneus
Lineage: Eukaryota; Metazoa; Arthropoda; Insecta; Diptera; Culicidae
Gene: GCS2beta
Product: glucosidase 2 subunit beta
Exons: 3
Coding region: 149-1801 (550 amino acids)
Biological process (GO): N-glycan processing
Cellular component (GO): glucosidase II complex
Source: RefSeq, a predicted model, not a curated record